AUGUCGGGUCCCAUGGCAUUAUCGACAGUAGCUCGGCCUCAGAAGAGACGACGUGCUGCUAUUGCCUGUACGUCUUGCCACGCGAGGAAAGUCAGGUGCAACGUUGUCCUCGUGGGGCAGCCUUGCUCCAACUGCCAACAGGAUCAGGCAUUGUGUCUCCUGCACGUCUCUGCGCGAGGGAAGCACAAGCGUCGAAGGGUCAACCGAGAGGAGGAGGAGGCGUGCCACGGAUCUCCUGUCUUGUCCGGAACGACUGCCGCGGCACAACACCCCUUGGCGACUUCGACCGACGUUCAAGGCUGCGACGAGUCCUUGAGUCUCGAUCCCGACCUCUCGUCACAGGACGAGUACGAAUCGCAGGCCAACGUCGAGGCUUACAGAAAGAUUGUCGAUGGCACGGACACCAAGGGGGCGAGGGUGCCCAUCUAUGUCGGAGAACUACAGUCGCUGCGUUUCAUCUUCCAUGUGGCACGCGAGGACAAGGGGAUCUCGUGCAAGGCUCACUAUCUGGUUCCCGAACCCAAGAGACGGAACCUCUCGCCCGAGGAGAUCGCCUGUCUGGAGGCCAAGGGGGCGUUCUCGACAGAGACGGACGAUCUGAGAGACCAGCUGCUCAGUCUGUUCUUCGACUACGUCUACCCGAUUCUCCCGAUCAUCGACCCUUACGACUUCUACCGCCGCUACGAUACUGGGGGAGCCGCCAACAUCAGUCCGCUGCUCCUGCAGAGUAUGUUCCUGGCGGCAAGCAACUUUGUUUCACGAGAUGCUAUCCAGAAGUCUGGCUGGUCGUCGGUGAUGACCAUGAAGAGACGGUUCUACGAACGAGCAAAGGCACUAUACGACGUCGAGUACGAGACAGACAAGCUCUGCCUGAUCCAGUCGGUCCUCCUCCUGGGAUAUUGGCUAGGUAACUCCCACGACAGGAUGGACAGCUGGCAUUGGGUCGGCGUGGCCACCAGCCUCAGCCAGAGUCUCGGGCUCCAUCGCGACGCCGGCUGCUCGAGGAUCCCUCCAUCCCACCGAUCCUUGUGGCGACGGAUCUGGUGGUGCUGCUUCUACCGCGACCGCUGCAUCGCGUUGGGCAUGGGACGUGCGUACCGCAUCAACACCGCAGACUGCGACGUGAAAGACCUGACGCUCGAGGACUUGGUAUGUAGUGGCAUGCCCUCCCCGGAUUUGAAGGAUACCAGUGCCGCCAUCGUCAGGCGCUGCAACAGCUACGCCCCGAUAUUCCUCGAGAUCAUCAAGGCGAGCCGGCUUCUCGGCGACGUCCUUGCGUCGGUAUAUCGACCGCGGAGAGACGAAGAUUCGCCAGACUCCUCGUCAUGGAACACCGCUCAAUCGAUCGAAGAGAAGCUCGCCGCCUGGCAACUGGGUCUUGACCCGCGGUGUCGAGUCGACAGCCUGGCGUUCAGUGUCGACGAACCACGUGCCAUGAUCCUGCACAAGUACUACAUCCAGAUCUUGCAUCACGUCACAGUCAUAACCCUGUACAAGCCGUUCGUCUUCCAAGACGACAUCCUGCCCACGGACCCGGCGAGCGACAUUCGCGCCCGUCUAGCCUGGGAAGGCUGCCAACUAUCCGCCUCGGCCGCGACAGCCAGUUUCAGAAAACUUACGGAGCUGGACCUGAUUAGAUUCCUACCCCCCGAAAGGCAAGUCCCGGAUAUCCGUGCCCAGUUUGCUCCUUGGGAAUAG
Molecule: messenger RNA, 1698 nt
Organism: Cladophialophora carrionii CBS 160.54
Lineage: Eukaryota; Fungi; Ascomycota; Eurotiomycetes; Chaetothyriales; Herpotrichiellaceae
Exons: 5
Coding region: 1-1698 (565 amino acids)
Biological process (GO): DNA-templated transcription; regulation of DNA-templated transcription
Molecular function (GO): DNA binding; zinc ion binding; DNA-binding transcription factor activity, RNA polymerase II-specific
Source: RefSeq, a predicted model, not a curated record